Molecule: messenger RNA, 1375 nt
Organism: Ochotona curzoniae (black-lipped pika)
Lineage: Eukaryota; Metazoa; Chordata; Mammalia; Lagomorpha; Ochotonidae
Gene: RENBP
Product: renin binding protein
Exons: 11
Coding region: 46-1359 (437 amino acids)
Biological process (GO): N-acetylglucosamine metabolic process; N-acetylmannosamine metabolic process; carbohydrate metabolic process
Molecular function (GO): N-acylglucosamine 2-epimerase activity; peptidase inhibitor activity
Source: RefSeq, a predicted model, not a curated record
GGGGCUGCAGCCAGUUCGGUUUGGCUUGCUGGAAGACAGGGAGGGAUGAGCAGGGGUCUCCAAGUGCAACAGGCAGGUGGUGGGGCCUAUGGCAAGGAGGACAUGGAGGAGGAGCGGGGCGUUCUGCAGGCGUGGAAGGAGCGUGUGGGGCAAGAGCUGGACCGCGUGGUGGCCUUCUGGAUGCAGCACUCGCAUGACCGCGAGUACGGGGGCUUCUUCACAUGCCUUGGGCGUGAUGGGCAGGUGUACGAUGACCUCAAGUACGUGUGGCUGCAGGGCAGACAGGUGUGGAUGUAUUGUCACCUAUACCGCAAGUUCGAGCGCUUCCGCUGCUCCUCACUUCUGGACUCUGCCAAAGCAGGUGGUGAGUUUCUGCUGCAUUAUGCUCGGGUGGCGCCUCCUGCCAAGAAGUGUGCCUUUGUGCUCACUCGAGAUGGCCGCCCGGUCAAGGUGCAGCGGACCAUCUUCAGCGAGUGUUUCUACACUAUGGCCAUGAACGAGCUCUGGAGGGUGACAGGCGAAGCACGCUACCAGAGUGAGGCUGUGCAGAUGAUGGAUCAGAUUGUCCACUGGGUGCGGGAGGACCCAUCCGGGCCGGGCCGGCCCCAGCUCCCAGGGACGCCAGCGGCGGAGUCCAUGGCAGUGCCCAUGAUGGUGCUCAGCCUGGUGGAGCAGCUCGGGGAGGCGGAUGAGGAGAUGGCAGGGAGAUAUGCAGAGGUGGGGGACUGGUGCGCCCACAGGAUCCUGCAGCACGUCCAGAGGGAUGGGCAGGCUGUGCUGGAGCACGUGUCGGAGGAUGGCAAGGAACUUCAGGGUUGCCUGGGCAGACACCAGAACCCAGGCCACGCACUGGAGGCAGGCUGGUUUCUGCUGUGUCAUGCUGCCAGGAAAGGGGACCCCAACCUUCGAGCCUAUGUGAUCGACAAGUUCCUUUUGCUGCCCUUCCACUCCGGGUGGGACCCCGAACAUGGAGGACUCUUCUAUUUCCAGGAUGCUGACCACCUGUGCCCCACGCAGCUGGAGUGGUCCAUGAAGCUCUGGUGGCCACACAGUGAAGCUAUGAUUGCCUUCCUUAUGGGCUACAGGGACAGCGGUGACCCUGCCUUGCUGCGCAUCUUUUGCCAGGUGGCAGAGUACACCUUCCGCCAGUUUCGUGAUCCCCAGUACGGAGAAUGGUUUGGCUACCUGAACCAAGAGGGAAAGGUAGCUCUUACUAUCAAGGGCGGGCCUUUCAAAGGCUGCUUCCAUGUGCCGCGGUGCCUAGCCCUGUGCGAGGAGAUGCUGGAGGCCCUGCUGAGCCGCACCGCAGCCGAUGCCCUCCCCACGCCCGCGGUCCCUGGCCGCCAAGGAGCGCAAUAAAACUGAGCCUGCCCCA